GUGAUUUUCCGCUCACUGAUGUCAUCCUCUGUGAAGUCGUUUUCGAAGGAGAUGACAAUGAAGCGGAGCGGCGUGGUUGUGGUUGUGGUGCUUGGGGUGGUGGUGCUUGGGGCUGUCGUGGCUCCGAUGAUCGUGUCGCCGUCCUCGUUCUCCUUUGCCACGAUGAACCUACAUCCAUCCGCCAGCCAGGUGAGGGCUUUGCGCGGAAACACUGCCAAUGGGAAUGAAAGACCAGUGCCAACACAACUGCGUCCACCCCCACCACGCAUCGGCCAGAACAAGGCGCCAGGGAACAGCUCACAGCCGGGUCGGCAGGAACACCGAGGGGACAGCAGGGGUUCAUCUCCCAAUCGCUCGUUACCCCCUGCGCAGGAAGCCGAUGUGGAGACCACGCCCGAGCCCACGUGCCGGCCAGGCCGUGACGCGCACUGCGACUGCCCGCCAGACUGUCACGAGUGUCGCCCAACGCAACAGGAGUGCGUCAUGUGCCGCAAUUCAAGGUUUCUCCAUCAGGGCCAGUGCAUCGACGAGUGUCCGAACACCCUCUACCCAAUUGGACAGGGCCAAUAUGGCAAGUACUGUGGGGAGGAAUCUGACACACAAAAGGAGGGUGUAAAUCAAGUGGACAUCUUGCAGCUGCUUCGGGAGCGUGCGCGACAACACCACGAAGCGGUUGUUGGAGAGGGUGGCGCUGAUGGCGAAGGCGCUGAUGGCAGAAGUGCCGACGCCGGCACACGUGCAGAGGCCUCCUCGUGUACGUGCACAGACUGCGUCGAGAAGUCGUGCGUCUGCAACGCAGAUGGCACGACGCAAUGCAUGCUGUGCAAGAACUUCAAGUACCUGCUCAACGGCCAAUGCGUGGAUGACUGCCCGGCAACUGGUGCGUACACAGCAAUCGGCACAUCUCGGUUCGGGCGCAAGUGCAAACCUCGUGGUGCUGGUGGCUCAAUCGGUACCGGGAACGGCUUUCAUGACUUGAAGGCCAACCCACCGCCGCUGGAACGCCCACUGCAGUCCGAGCACGCAAAACAUGCAACAACAAAGCAGGUAGAUGUUGGCCUCGACGGUGAGGGCAAGGCGAAAGUGCACGUCAUUGCAUGGGGGCUGGAUCAUGACCAGAUUCAAGCUGCGACCAUCAACAUUGCUGUCGGUGACACAGUCAGGUGGAUCAUAGAUGGGCGACACAGUGUCAUCAGCGGGCGACCAGGCCAGCACGAUGCGGAGUUCUUUUCGGGUCCGCCGGGCAGCAAGACCGUUUUUGAGCACACGUUCACCAAGGCGGGCGCGACCAUCAUUGUUGGCAACCCCGCAAAAGAUAAAGCAGAGCGUGACUGGCAGUAUGUACUCAUGUUUGAAGGAGCUGGGGGUUCCACGGAUCGCCCACAGCGCUUCGAGACAGCGAUGAAGGAGGAAUUUACGGUGUUCCGCGCCAAAGGGGUGACGUUGCGCGAGUGCCAGGCGCGGUGCGGUGCGGACACCAUCUGCAAGGGCGUGUUCUACUACCGGCAGUCGAGGCGCUGCAAAGGGCUUGCGUCGCUGGGCACGGCUGGUGUUCCCACUGAGAUUAAGGCCGACAGUUAUGCAAAAGUUCACUCCAUGCACCCAAUUCAGACUGCGCACUGA
Molecule: messenger RNA, 1623 nt
Organism: Salpingoeca rosetta
Lineage: Eukaryota; Choanoflagellata; Craspedida; Salpingoecidae
Exons: 12
Coding region: 19-1623 (534 amino acids)
Source: RefSeq, a predicted model, not a curated record